AUGCAGUCAGUGCUUACAGGAAGUACAACAACCGCUGCCUGGACGAGUGUUCUGACAGAGCUCUUCAGCCGCUUCGGCCCCGUCCUGUCAGUGGAGCUGAAGGAGAGACCAGGAGCGUCUGAAUCACAGAAACACAGCGCCGUGUCCAGAUACUUCACAGACAAACACAGACAGUGUUUCAGGGUGGCCUACAUCGUCUUCAAACACGCUUCCGGUGUGAACGCAGCCAAACGUCACCCAGAGAACGACCCGCUCAUCGUCUCUACAGCCGAGAGACGCGUCAGGACCGGCAUCCACAGUGAGUGUGAGGCGGAGCGUCAGAGCAAGGAGGCGGAGCAGCAGCAGGAGGAUGAGGAGGGCUGGGUGAAGGUGACGAAGGGCAGCCGCAGCGUGAAGGUCCGCCCACACAGCGAGACGGCCAAUGAGAGGACGCUUCAGAAGGAGAAGAAGAAGAAAGAGCGCAAAGAGCUGCUGAACUUCUACACGUGGCAGCACAGAAACACUCAGAAAGAACACAUCGCUGAGCUGAGGAAGAAGUUUGAAGAGGACAAGCAGAGAAUCGCUGUACUGAGAGCGGAGAGGAAAUUCAGACCCUACUGACUC
Molecule: messenger RNA, 603 nt
Organism: Sinocyclocheilus grahami
Lineage: Eukaryota; Metazoa; Chordata; Actinopteri; Cypriniformes; Cyprinidae
Gene: rrp7a
Product: ribosomal RNA processing 7 homolog A
Exons: 5
Coding region: 1-600 (199 amino acids)
Biological process (GO): ribosomal small subunit assembly; rRNA processing
Cellular component (GO): UTP-C complex; CURI complex
Source: RefSeq, a predicted model, not a curated record